Molecule: messenger RNA, 1437 nt
Organism: Pectinophora gossypiella (pink bollworm)
Lineage: Eukaryota; Metazoa; Arthropoda; Insecta; Lepidoptera; Gelechiidae
Gene: rswl
Product: mitochondrial ribonuclease P protein 1 homolog
Exons: 5
Coding region: 160-1380 (406 amino acids)
Biological process (GO): positive regulation of mitochondrial translation; mitochondrial tRNA 5'-end processing
Cellular component (GO): mitochondrion; nucleus; nucleoplasm
Molecular function (GO): tRNA binding
Source: RefSeq, a predicted model, not a curated record
GAACCGCGAUUUUUGCAGGUUAUAAAAAAUAUUUAAAAAUGCAGUAAUAUCUUGACAAAGUAGGAUUCUUCCAAUUAAAAUACAACUUUAUUGAAUUAAUUAUAAGAACGUUUAAGUAGAAAAUCGUAUUCAACUGACCGGAUAUAAUAAGGUUCCGCAAUGCAUUGUAUUAAAACAUUACUAGUCCAUUUAAAACAUCAACAAAGGAGAGUUAUUCCUCUUCAACGCGUCUUAGGUGUUAAACAAUUUAAUGUAUGCCGAAAAUACAGUGUUUCUCAAGAACAAGAUGAUUCUGAACAAAUGAUUGAUGAACUCUGCCAAGGAGACCCUCAACUUGAGAAGAAGUUGAGGAUAUUGAUGUUAGAGGUGGAGGUGAUGAGGCAAGAUGGACGAUGUGCACCGGACCAUCUGCAAACCAGGCACUGGAAACAUUUAAUGGAGUUACCAAGUAGAAAUCAAAGGAAUAACUACCUCAUUUAUCUUUUCAAAUCAGAGAAAGCUAAAGAAAACCAAAAAGCAAAGAAAGAAGCGAGAAGGAAAGAACUGGAAUUAUCAGCUCCAGAGGAGAAUAAAGAGUAUCCAGAUGAUCUUAUAUACAGCAUCACACAUCAGUCACUAUUCCUGCGAAUUCGGGACCAUUCAAUUAACAUGUUUGACAAUUACAGAGCUUUACAAGCAAUGACACAUGGUCAAUCAAUUGUUAUUGACUGUUCAUAUGAAGAUAAUAUGGUGAACCGUGAAGUAGUGAAUGCUGCAAAGCAAAUGACCUUUGUGUUUGGAGACAACAGAAUACAUAAAGAUCCUUUUAAUAUUCACCUGUGUAAUGUUAACAAAGAUAGUGUCUUUAUGGAGCAGUUGAGACGUAAUAUACCAACCUUAACUGAACCUUGGUUCCCUAUGAAUAUCCAUUCCAAAAGCUAUUUAGAUAUUUUUCCUAAAGAAAAAUUAGUCUAUCUAACACCUCAUUGUCGUGAAGAGUUGACAACAUUUGACCCUGAUGCUGUUUAUAUCAUUGGAUGUAUGGUUGAUAAAAGUAACAAUGAACCACUUUCUCUUGCUAAAGCAAAACGAGAUGGUCUUAAAAUGGCCAAGUUACCACUUGACAGAUAUUUAGAAUGGGGUCCUGGAUCUAAGAAGAAUUUGAACAUGAACCACAUGGUUCCAAUAUUAUUGGAUCUGAGAUUGACAGGAAACUGGGAAUUUGCAUUACGACAUAUCCCUAGAAGAAAACUUAUGGAAACCAAGAUAUUGGCUAUGCAAAAAAUGAUUAAAAAUCCCCUUCUUAAAGAUGCAGUAGCUAGAAGCAUGAAAAAUCUAAAUAUGAAAGACAAAAAAGCUAAGUCAAGGCAGUCCUUGUAUUAUGACGACGAAAGAUUCUAAUGUUACCUUAACCUAGUGAUUUUAAUUUCUCAAUAAAAACACACUAUUAUGUACUAA